CUCUCUCCUGCACUGCUACACAGGAGUCUGUAUUUUACUCAAGAGACACAUUGCAGGGUUUAUCCUACUUUCUAACUCUGCUAUCAGGAUGACUUCAGUGCUCUGUCCUCAUUUUAGCUCCAGAAAGUGCUUCCUUUCAGCCUUGGCACUACUUCUCCUUCUGCUUGCGGGGCCUAGCAGCACAUUGGCGCUUGGUCCUGGUGCUGGUAGAGCAAGGGCAGGACUUGAGGGACGAGACAGAGCGAGAACUGGCGGUAGGGUUAGGUCUGGGGUAAGAGACAAAGCAGGUAUAGAGGGCAACACUGAAACUGGAUUUGGAAAUACUCGUGUUUCUAGACCAGGAGCUGCAGCAGGAAGAGCAGGGGAGGAGGACUCUGGUGCUAAUGCCGGACUCAGAUCCAUGCUUUCUAUAGGAGAUGAUGGACUAUGGGAGCCCCGCAGUUCCUCUCGAUGCGUGCCCAUCCCAGCCGGCAUGGCCUUGUGCCAAAACAUUGGUUAUGACUCUAUGAGGAUGCCCAACCUGCUGGGACACGACUCUCCAGCUGAGGCCGUACAACAGAGUGCCAGUUGGUUGCCACUACUAGCAAGAGAGUGCCACUCCGAUGCCCGCAUCUUUCUCUGCUCUCUAUUUGCACCCAUCUGCCUUGACAGGUUUAUAUCACCCUGCAGAAGUUUGUGCGAGUCGGUACGGGACAGCUGCGCACCGAUCAUGAGUUGCUAUGGCUACCCCUGGCCAGAAAUUCUACGUUGUGACCAGUAUCCUGCAGACCAUCUCAUGUGUAUCUCCUCCAUUACCAACACCACUGUCCACACCGGCGGGCUCAGAGUGCCUCUGGCGAGCUGUCGUGACUGUGAACUGGAAGAGGCCUCCUCUUCAAGAGAUACUCUGGAGACUUUUUGUAAGAGUGAUUUUGUUGUGAAACUGCGUCUAACGCGGCUGAAGUACAGUCCUGGGAGCCUUUCGCAGUUCUCACUGGCUGCCAAACUGGAUGUUCUGAAGCAUGGACCCCUGUUAGGUGGACAGAUACGCUCACACAUUGAGCUGUGGCUAGAGAGGGACGCCACCUGUGUAAGGAACAUGACACGACAACAUCCCCAAGGCGGCAACUUCCUAGUGACAGGCACGGUGCAGGGGGGGCGCCUGGUGGUAAAUAAGGCUUAUGCCUGGCAAAGAAGGGAUAAGAAACUGAUGGGAGCUGCGCGCAAAUGGAAACAGCACAGAUGCAGGAGCUAAAGCUAAUGUGUUCAUUUAGAGAACUAACUGAAAGAACUGAAUUGUGAAGAAGACCAAUUGUGAAUAAACAGCUAUGGUUAGAGGAAGCAUAUAUAUGAUUUAAUCAUGGGCAAAUGACUGUAAAUACUUCUUGUUCUAGUCUUUUCAAAAAAAUGUCAGACUUCUAUGCUGGUCACCAAGGGGCUAAUGAAGUAUCAACACUGCCUCUCAGACAAUGGAGGUCAGAGAAAACAAAAGGUGUAAAAUGUACAGUAUCUGUGAAGUUAAACUAAAUAUUGCUGGUCUAUAUUUGUAUGACUUUGAGUUGAAUUAAAAUGUGUUCUCUGAAGCCUGAUGAAUCCUUUAUUCAUCUCAUCCAA
Molecule: messenger RNA, 1593 nt
Organism: Platichthys flesus (European flounder)
Lineage: Eukaryota; Metazoa; Chordata; Actinopteri; Pleuronectiformes; Pleuronectidae
Product: secreted frizzled-related protein 5
Exons: 4
Coding region: 89-1234 (381 amino acids)
Biological process (GO): canonical Wnt signaling pathway; negative regulation of canonical Wnt signaling pathway; non-canonical Wnt signaling pathway
Molecular function (GO): Wnt-protein binding
Source: RefSeq, a predicted model, not a curated record